AUGGAGACAGGCUCCCUGGUGCGAGCUGUCUUUGAUUUCUGCCCCAGCGUAUCUGAGGAGCUACCACUGUUUGUGGGGGACAUCAUUGAAGUGCUGGCAGUCAUAGAUGAGUUCUGGCUCUUUGGGAAGAAGGAAGGAGUCACAGGCCAGUUCCCCAGCAGCUUUGUAGAACCCGUGGAUGUUCCUGUUAUGAAGCAAGGAGAGAAGCUAUUUGUUUGUAUCAGCAACUUUACUUCCCAAGAGCCUGGCAGCUUGGCCCUGCAGAGAGGAGACCUGGUGAUUUUGGAUGAUUCUAUAGCAUCUCCUUGGCUGAAAGGCCGGAGCAGCUGGGGCACCAGCGGCUUCUUCCCAUCAUCCUGUGUUCGAGAACUCAGCCUCUCAGGUUUUGGAUCCCGAUUCCUACAUGGCGCAACCCUGGAAAUGCCAUCCUAUGCUCUGGGUCAGGCCCGAGCACUGAUGAGCCUUUCAGCCCAGAUGGAGGAGGAACUUGAUUUCCGAGAAGGGGAUGUGAUUAUCAUUGUUGGAAUUCCAGAACCUGGAUGGUUUGAAGGGGAGAUUCAAGGUCGCCGUGGCAUCUUCCCAGAGGGAUUUGUGGAGCUUUUGGGUCCCCUAAAAACCAAAAAUAACCCAGAUGACCCAACUUCAUCAGAGAUUCCAAAAAUAAAUGGAACAAAGGACACAUAUCCCCAGGAAGAGGAGAAGUUGUGGAGGGAUGAAGUAGCAUUGCCAGGACCUUAUGGGAUUGCCCUCUAUCGGUUCCAAGCCCUGGAAUCGACAGAACUAGACUUUGAGGUGGGGGAACGGAUCCGGAUUCUGGGAGUUCUGGAAGAUGGCUGGCUAGAGGGAGAACUUCGAGGAAGACGUGGCAUCUUUCCUCACCGGUUUGUGAGGUUGGAGGAGAACUACCUACAGCAAUGGAAAUCUGGAUAUUUGCCAAAGGGGGUGGAUUCUGUUAUAGCCAGUCUUCACAAAGCAGGUUCCCCUGGCAUGUCAGAGGAGCCUGGAUGGAGUUCAGACCAUACUGAGGAAAAGACGUAUCAAAUUCCUUUGGAUUCUUUGGACUCUGAAAUAAAACAGAACCAAAUACCAAAUCACCAGAAGGAAGGCUGCCUUGGCUCUGUUCCUUUAGACGUGUCAGGCACUUCUUCCCUAGAUUCUGAUAAAACUGUAAAUGGAGUUUCUUCCAUACCUCAUUCUCCACUUCAGGUAAAAACCCAACACUAUGACCAUUUGCAUAAAUCAGAGCCCAUUCAAACCCCCAACACUUCAUGGGACCAUUUGAAGGGCUGCAAGCACUUAGAGCAGGAUGGAGAGGCUCAUAGUCUGAUCCGCCACAACACUCUUUGUGAGGACUUAGUUGUUUGCAUGGAUGGUCAGCAGCAGAAUCCUAAAUCUCAUUCUUCCGGCUUCAGUGGAACAACUCAGGAGAGCUUGGACAUUUGGCCUACCUGGCAAGGGACUCAGAAUGAACUCCCUCAAGGUGUGGCCCAUGGGGAAAUCUGUGGGGACCUUGAUUCAAAACUGACAGAGCAGUUGGCUCAGUUUGAACAGAGCCUGACAAAUCCCAUAGGCCACGGUGGAUGCGAUACUUUUGAGCAGGAUAAUGUUGCUCGGCAUUUUUCCAUUCUGGAUUUCAAUUGUGAGAGAGAUAUUGUGUGUGGUACUGUAGAGAAUACUUCACAGAGAAGAAAGGUGCUACGGCCGCCCCCUCCUCGACCUGGGGUCCCUGUCUCUGCCUCACCACAUGUGCCAGUAAGGCUCAGCCCCAGCAACCCCCCUUUCUCUCAGAGUAGUCCACCUUCUAUGCGGCCCUCCAGGCCAGCACCACUUCCACCUCCAGGGAGCCAAAGGAAAAGCCCAGCCACAGUUAAGCAGCAGCUGUGGAGCAGAGAGAGACAAGGGAACACUGUUGAGUCUGGAAGGACAUCUCCAUGUCCUUUCUUAUUGAAUCGAAUUCAGGAAUUAGAGCAAGAACUUGAUUUUUACAGGAAGACUCACACAGAGCUCAGUGAAACACUGGAACAGCCACAGGAUGAGGCUGGACGAGCUGAGACACUAGAGAACGUGGACCUCUGUGACUGUAAAAUAUCAACUCUGUGCCUGGAGCUACAGGAGCUGAAGGAAAUGACUCUGCUAACGUCCCAGUCAACAUCACUGGAGUCGGCACCUCCCGCAGCCACCACACCAAACCCGGAACAAAGAAUGCUGGAGAAGAGAGCAAAAGUCAUUGCCGAACUGUUGCAGACGGAACAGGAUUAUAUCCGGGAUCUUGAAAUGUGUGUCCAGAAGGUCCUGGUGCCGUUACAGGAGGCACAGAUGCCACAUGUAGAUUGUGAACUGCUGUUUGGGAACAUCUGUGGGGUAAUUGCUUUCUCAAAGAAGUUGUUGAGCUCCCUGGAAGCCGCAGAUGCUAUUGGGCCAGUCUUCUUGAAGCUACGGGCUGAGCUGGAGGCUGUAUAUAAGGUAUAUUGCCAGAACCAUGAUGAAGCUAUUGCACUUCUAGAGGCCUAUGAAAAGGAUGAAAGGGUACAGAGGCUUCUGCUGGAAUCUCUGGAGAUCCUCAGGAGUCUGUACACUGAAUGGGGUUGCACCAACUAUAUUGACCUGGGCUCCUUCCUGAUCAAGCCUGUUCAGCGUGUGAUGCGCUAUCCAUUGCUCCUGAUGGAACUCCUGAGUGCUACUCCCGAGUCGCACCCUGAUCGUGCUCCUUUGGCAGCUGCUGUCUUAGCUGUCAAGGAGAUCAAUGGUAACCUCAACGAGUACAAGCGCCGGAAAGAUCUAGUGUUGAAGUACAGGAAGACUGAUGAUGACAGCCUGAUUGAGAAGAUCUCCAAACUUAAUUUCCACUCUAUAAUCAAGAAAUCCAAUCGGGUCAGCAGUCACCUGAAACAUCUCACAGGUUUUGCUCCCCAGCUCAAAGAUGAGGCUUUUGAGGAGACUGAAAAGAAUUUCAGGAUGCAGCAGCGUCUGAUUAAAUCUUUUAUCCGGGAUCUUUCCCUUUACCUUCAACAUGUCCGGGAAUCAGCUAGUGUUAAAGUGACAGCAGCACUGAGCAUGUGGGAAUUGUGCAUGGAGAAGGGUAGUGCCGAGUUGGAGCAGUUCCAGAAGAUUCAUGGUUUCAUCAGUGAUCAGCUGUUCUCUGAUUUUAAGAAGCGCACUGAGCGCCUGGUGAUUACCCCUCUGAAUCAGCUGCUGAAUAUGUUUGCUGGGCCUCACAAACUGGUGCAGAAACGCUUUGAUAAGCUCCUGGAUUUCCACACGUGCACAGAGCGGGCCGAGAGGUUGAAGGACAAACGGACCUUGGAAGAAUUACAGUCAGCACGCAACAAUUACGAGGCCUUGAACACCCAGCUGCUGGAUGAACUGCCCAAAUUUCAGUGCUGUGCCAAGGAGCUUUUCACUAGCUGCCUACGCAGCUAUGCUGAGGCUCACUGUGACUUUGUACGCCUGGCACUGCAGGAGCUGCAGCCUUUGUUCUCACUGCUGCAAGUGGUUGGCAGGGAAGGGAAUCUUAUUGCCAUCUUCCAAGAAGAGCAUAGUAGAGUCCUCCAGCAACUGCAAGUCUUCACCUUCUUUCCGGAGAGCAUUGCUACUACCACUAAAAAGCCCUUUGAAAGAAAAAGCCUGGAGCGCCAGUCAGUGCGAAAACAACCUCUUCUGGGCAUGCCCAGUUACAUGCUACAGUCAGAUGAACUGCGAGCAGCCCUCCUGGCCCGCUAUCCUCCUGAGAAGCUGUUUCAGGCUGAGCGUAACUUCAAUGCAGCUCAAGAGCUGGAUGUGUCAUUAUUGGAGGGGGAUCUUGUGGGUGUUCUCAAGAAAAAGGAUCCGAUGGGCAGCCAGAACCGUUGGCUUAUUGACAAUGGAGUAACGAAGGGCUUUGUGUACAGCUCCUUUCUGAAACCUUACAAUCCACGCUGUAGCCACUCGGAUGUCUCUCUGGGCAGUGUUUCAUCUGGUGAAUCUGAACUCAGCGGUUCUUCCUCAUCCCAUGGAAUCAGUACACCAAACAGUACUUUGACCAUCGCAUCUGUUAACAGCCCCCAGAAGCCUCCACAGGACUCUGGCAUCCCAGGCAACCCGAUUAAUUCUGUUCAGACUCUCUCAGAGGUGGAUGCUGUUUGCCAGCUCCAGCUGGGUCCUGCUAUGGAAUCUGCACAGCCGUCCCGCUAUCCUCCAUCAUCUCGGCGACACAGUAAUCCAGAUGCACGAAAUGGGCACCAAGCCCGGUACAAGGCAAAGCCAACCCCAUCAGUGGACAACUUAAGGCUGAAGAGCAGUGAGUGCAUGGGAAGUCAGAUUUAUUAUGCCCUUUAUACCUUUAAGGGACGCAAUUCAAAUGAACUGAGUGUAACAGCCAAUCAAAGACUAAAGAUUCUACAAUUUGAAGACAUAACUGGCAACCAGGAAUGGUGGCUUGCAGAGGCACAUGGGAAACGGGGCUAUGUACCAUCCAGUUACAUUCGCAAGACUGAAUACACGUGAGAUGCUGGAGUAAGAGAGGUCAAAAACUGAUGCCUUUAUAACUACACGCAAGGCCAUACUCUUGCACCCACACCAUUCCUCUGAAAGUUUGGAUUUCAGUAUAUUUAUGUGGGGAGUUGGAUGCAAUGCUCUUGCUGUGCAGCCUGAGACAGCCCUGUCUUCUGUGAACAGUGCUGUGUGGAGCUCAUAUUUCCAUUUGAGGUAGACAUUCAGUCCAUUAACUGGAUUGUAAACUAGAUGGAAAUCAUGCAGCCGAGAGAUACCUGGCUAUUAGUGCAAAAGCAUGAAAAGGGAGGCAGUUAAGAUAAAAUGACUCAGAUUGUUGGGGGCAAUAUACCUGUAAACCGCUUAGAGAGAGCUGUAAAGCACUGUGAAGUGGUAUAUAAAUCUAAGUGCUAUUGCUAUUAGUCCAGUAUUUCAGAAAAGUCACCAAAGGAGUAUUAGGUAUGUUUGCUGCCUUGAAUUAUUUAUAAAAAUAAUAAAGGCAAGAUAUAAAGAAACAAACAAAUGAAAUCGCCUCUUGAGGCCCAAUCUUACUGUUGUCGAUAUUAGCUGAUAGUAGCUGAUAUUCAAAGGUAUAGCUGAAUCUACUAAUAGUUAUGGCAAACAGCUGUUAGUAUUUCUGCCCUUUUAUCUUCAGCCCUGUAAGGAGUGAGCCAAAGAGCAGGGCAAGAGUUCAGAGAAGUUGCUGAGUGUUACCACCAAGAAGCAAGUACUCCAUGUGUCCUUUCCCUGUCUCAGUAUUAGUUAACAUAGUUUGCUGUUGGGCAAAAUAAUUCUUUGGUUCAACUUUAGGCAGGUUUGGUGCUCAUCUUGCAUGCUGCAGCAUCUGUGACAGGGCAAGGCUGCAAUUCUUUUGUCCCUGACUCAGGUCAGAGCUGGAGGGGGAGAACAUUUAUGUUCUGGGGGAAACAGCAGAAUGUAAAAACCGUGUUUUGCCUCCUGAGUAACUUGCUUGAG
Pseudonaja textilis is the source of this 5442-nucleotide messenger RNA. The record is from RefSeq and is a predicted model, not a curated record. NCBI's taxonomy places the organism in Eukaryota, Metazoa, Chordata, Lepidosauria, Squamata, Elapidae.